UAUCGAUCGAAACCUUACUUUCCGAGGAAAUGUCCAACAAAAUAUUCACAGGCGCCAUUUUGCCCGAGCCUGCGCACAAGCCACUUCAGCAGACGAUACGAAAUGUUUGAGUGGUGAAGCAGAAAUCUGUCAUAGAAAUGCAGACUGCACUGAUACCUCGAGCUUCAUUUCUUUGUGCCUUUCCUGCGCGAAGAUUGAUUUCAACUAAAGCAGAUUCCACAGUUGAUCGAAUAUUACGUGUCGACCAUGCUGGUGAACUUGGCGCUGAUCGAAUUUAUGCUGGGCAAAUGGCUGUUUUAGGAAACAGCCCUGUCGGUGCAACAAUUCAACACAUGUGGGAUCAAGAAAAGGCUCACCUGGCCAAAUUUGAAGAUUUAAUUCGUAAACACCGUGCAAGGCCGACUGUCAUGCUGCCACUGUGGAAUAUUGCAGGAUUUGCACUUGGUGCAGGUAGUGCUCUCUUAGGUCCUAAAGCUGCAAUGGCCUGCACAGUAGCGGUAGAAUCUGUAAUUGUUGAACAUUAUGACAGCCAACUGCGUGAGCUGGUUGGAAUGCCGAACGAAGCUGUGGAUCAAGAACUGCUGGAGACUAUUCGACAGUUUCGAGAUGACGAGCAAGACCAUCAUGAUACAGGCCUUGCACAUGAAGCAGAAGCUGCACCCUUCUACAAUGUACUCACUGCUGUCAUCAAAGUGGGAUGUCGUACAGCUAUUGCCAUAUCUGAGGCUGUGUAAGAAAUUGUUGAAUUAACUGUUAUUGUAAACCUGUUGUCUGCUGUUUACCAGAGAGUUUCAAUGUAAUUAUUCUAAAAUUGUCAGGAUAAGGUCUGUAAAACAGAAAAUUUUGCACAAGAAGAAAUGCAUUAAGUUUUUUCACCCAAGAAAAUAACAUGACGGUGUGUGCAGGUAAGUCUUGGAGAUGCACUGUAACCAUGUUUCAUUAAAAGGAAGUAUGAAUGCCAGCAAUUCUUAUGCACAAUGACAACAAUGCUUGUUCCAAUAACUUUUUUUGUCUUGGUGUCUUAAUAACAUGUGCUUAAUACUUCAAACUAAAUCUUAAAUUUUGAGGUAGGACACAAAGAAAAAAAUAUCUGACUGGGUCUCUGUGAAUGUUUGAAAAAUAUUAAUUUUUUGCACAAGCAAAUGAUGAGAUUUUCCAUAAGGUUACAGAAAAAACUUAUGUAAUCAUUCAAAUAAAAGUUUCAGGC
Molecule: messenger RNA, 1207 nt
Organism: Schistocerca cancellata (South American locust)
Lineage: Eukaryota; Metazoa; Arthropoda; Insecta; Orthoptera; Acrididae
Gene: Coq7
Product: 5-demethoxyubiquinone hydroxylase, mitochondrial
Exons: 4
Coding region: 138-734 (198 amino acids)
Biological process (GO): ubiquinone biosynthetic process; regulation of reactive oxygen species metabolic process; regulation of gene expression
Cellular component (GO): mitochondrial inner membrane; nucleus
Molecular function (GO): 3-demethoxyubiquinol 3-hydroxylase activity
Source: RefSeq, a predicted model, not a curated record